GUGGCUUGGGGUGAUCCCAUGUGUGGAGGUGACUGCAGUGGCGUCCGUGAGCAGCUUCGAGAUGUUCAGUCCAUCCAGGCCACCGCGUCAGCCUUCGCCGCUCUCCGAGCAGACGGCUCGGUGGUGGUUUGGGGCCAUCCGACCGGCGGUGGGGAUGCCG
Messenger RNA from Symbiodinium pilosum, 160 nucleotides. The record is from the annotation of a GenBank genome assembly. NCBI's taxonomy places the organism in Eukaryota, Dinophyceae, Suessiales, Symbiodiniaceae.